AUGGCCGCCCGCCGUCGAUUGAUCUCCUCGAGCAUUCUCCCUGUUUUCGUCUGCCUCGUCGCGUCGGAAGCUUUGCUUCUCACGGCAGCCCACAGCGCAUCCGUUCCUUUGACAUGCGAAAGCGUACGAUUUCAGCGCAUCGAUUGGCGUCACACGCGUCAGCGAGGAGCCUCCGUAGACGAGUUCUCUGUGUCACACGCGCAGUUACGAGUUGAUUCGUCAGCUGUCGCCCUGCGCGACCAGCGACGCAUCAAGGGUCAAACGGGCGAGACUCUCUUUCUUCUUCCUUCCCGUCUGUCCCCUCGUCUCUCCUGUCCGUCAUUUCUUCGUUACCGUUCCAAACCGUCGUUUCUCGCAGGCGAUGCGGCAGGUGACACACCAGCGGGCGCGGGUGCUUACGGGUCGCUACUACACGCCACGGCCAGUAUACCGCGACGUUUCCUAGGCAGCAGCGGAGGCAGCAGCCCGCUCGCGAGCGUGCCGGUGCUCGCAGCGCUAGUGGCAGCGGCGGCGUGCCUCGCGCUCAUCGCGGGGAUCAUCUUGUGGAGCCUGUGCGCUCCGCGGAAACCGGCAUGCGCGGAGAAGCGCAAGGCGCAGAAGCUCGCGCUGCUGCCGGUGCUGCAAGCCACGUCGGAUUUCAACGCGUCGCUCAAGGUGGGCGCGGGGGAUUUCGGCGAGGCGUACGCGUGUGUGGGGCCCAAGGGGGAGGACUGGCUCGUCGUGCGCGGAACGUCCUCCGCCGAGAACGGCCGCGCGUUCCGCCGAGAGGUGUGCGCGCGGGGAGGGCGGGGAAAAAUUAAAAGGGGUGGAGCGUCUGAGCGACAUGCCCCAUCCGGCGAUCGCGCAGCUCCUCGGAUCGUGCGACGAUUGGUGCGAGCGGCUGCUGGUCUACGCCAUGCGCCAAGACGUCACGCUCGCGGACCGCCUAUCCCUUCCCCACCCCCCACCUCCGCAUCUCCCAUCCCCCACUUCCGCAUCUCCCAUCCCCCACUUCCGCAUCUCCCAUCCCCCACUUCCGCAUCUCCCAUCCCCCACUUCCGCAUCUCCCAUCCCCCACCUCCGCAUCUCCCAUUCCCUCAGGUGGACAGACUGAGCGACGUGUCCCACCCGGCUAUUGCCCAGCUGCUGGGGUGGUGCGACGACCGGCGCGAGCGGCUGUUGAUCUACGCCAUGCGCCAGGGCGUCACCCUCGCGGAGCGCCUGCGCCUGCAGCGCGAGGAGCGCGGCGGGGAGGAUGACGGCGGCGGGCGCGCAAUGACGUUUCUGGAGCGCCUGGACGUGGCGAUCGCCGUGGCGGAGGCAUUAGCUUACAUGCACCGGGACUGCCAACCGCAGCUGCUGCACCGCGAGGUCUGCUCCAGCAACGUGCUGCUGCUGCCAGGAUCGCCCGCGGCCAUGCUAACGAGUGUUGGGCUAAUCAAAGGCCUACCCUCCGCCCCAACGGCAAAGCGGGUGCGCAACAGUGCGGGGUACCUGGACCCCGACUACUUCCACUCUCUGCGCGCCACCGCCGCCACCGACGUCUACUCCUUCGGCGUUGUGCUGCUAGAGCUGCUCACGGGGCAGCUUGCCGAAUCCCACGACUCCAAAAAGGCGUCGCGGAAAUCGUAUAUCAACAUCCAGUGGGCGGUUCGGCAUAUCAACGCUUCGGAUGUCUCGGCCGUUGUGGACCCUCGGAUGGAUCACGGAGUUCCCGAGGCCGCGAUCAAGCGGUUCGCAGGUGUCGCGGUGCUGUGCGUGGCGCGGCACACGCGCAAGCGCCCCGAUUCUGCCUCCGUGCUCCGGUUCCUAAACGAGAUCCGCACCGACGUGGCCCCGUCUCUCCUCUCCUCUGCUCUCUCCAUCUCCCGUUCCCCCUCCUCCGCCCCUUCUUCGACUAUUUCCGCGCUCUCUGCUGCUUCUGGCGCCACGCCUAUCUCUGCCUCCAUUGGUGCUGUCCCCGGAAAGCCUGUCUCGAUAGUGGAUAUAGGCGAGGACGAAUACGCGGAGGACUCGCGAUUAGAAGUCGCACCACUGUACGAAUCCCAGUUUUCCUACUACGACCUGGUUGAGGCGACUAAGGGGUUCAGCAGGAAGAGGUGGAUGCGGAGGAGCUACCUGGGGGAGGUGUAUCAGGGCACGCUGGGCGCGGGGAGCGAUGUCAUGGUGGUGCGGCAGAGUGGGAGUGGCGGGGAGGCUUGGGUGAACCAGACCGUUGCUGGCGCCAAGGCGCUAGCUAAGGUGCAUCAUCCGGACCUGACGACGAUGCUGGGGUGCAGCAUCGGCCCGGACUACUGCGUGCUGGUCUUCAACUACAUCCCCUUCCCCUCGCUCUCGCACCUCCUGCACACCGAUGACGAAGCAGUCCCGGUCCUGCCAUGGGAGGUACGAGUACGAGUGGUAGAGGGCGUAGCUGAGGGGCUGCUGCAUCUGCACUCCUUCUGCCACCCGCCCAUCGUGCACGGUCGUGUGAGCUCACGAGCUGUCCUCAUGGACCGCCAUGUGUCGCCCAAGCUCUCCGACUUUGGCAUGCCCCACUUCACCCCGCAUGCCCCUUCUUGUGUCGCCGCCGCCGCUGCUGGUGCUGCCGCUGGUGCAGCUUCUGGUGCUGGUGCUGCUGCUGGUGGUGGUGCUGCUGGUGGUGGGAGGAAUGGGAGUGGGAGCACAGAAGAGCGGUGUGCAGAAGACAUAUACCUUGAUGCGUAUGCUGCCCCAGAGCUCCUCCCCUCCACGUCCCCCAAGUCUCGCAGCCCCUUCGCCAACUCAUCCCCUACUGCCGCCGCUACAGCCAGCCCUGCUACAGCCAGCAAGGGGCGGGGGAGCAUGGAAGCAGCAGACGUGUUUGCAUUCGGAGUGGUGGUGUUUGAGAUCAUAUCGGGGCAGCACCCGCACGAUCCACGCCGCAUGCCAGCCUCGCUCGUUGAAUGGGCGAGGCAGAAGCUGUGGGUGGGGCGGGACAACCUGGUCGCGCUGGUGGACCCGCGACUGGCAGAGGAGUUUGACCCCCAUGAGGUGGAGGGGUUGGCAGAGCUGGCUCUUCGGUGCACUCAGACAAAUCCGUCCAAGAGACCUUCAAUGGAACAGGUCGUGGAGACACUCGGAUCCCUCAUGCCAUAA
Molecule: messenger RNA, 3096 nt
Organism: Closterium sp. Yama58-4
Lineage: Eukaryota; Viridiplantae; Streptophyta; Zygnematophyceae; Desmidiales; Closteriaceae
Source: the annotation of a GenBank genome assembly